AUGGAGGCUCAACCAAAUAGCAACGGUCUCUUGACCGCUCAUUUUUAUCUCCUUAGAAUAUCUCAAGUCGAAGAACGUGAAGUCUUCAAAGUGUGUUUAGAAUACUGGACUAAGCUGGUUGCUGAAUUAUACGAAGAAACACAGCAACUUUCUGUUCUUGAAAUGCCUUUACUUUCUCUGUCUGGUGCAAUACCUCCUCAAUCUUCCCUUGCAAAUCCUACACUGAGAAAGCAUAUGUAUAGUGAAAUAUUGUCCAACCUACGAGUUAUAAUGAUAGAUCGUAUGGUUAAACCUGAGGAGAACGAAGAAGGGGAAAUUGUUCGUGAAUUCAUGAAAGAUAGUGAUACCAUCACAUUAUAUAAAAGUAUGCGAGAAUGCCUGGUUUAUCUUACACAUUUGGAUGUUCAAGAUGCAGAGAGCAUCAUGUCAAAUAAAUUAAAUAAGCAGGUUGACGGAAGCGAAUGGUCUUGGAACAACUUAAAUAAACUUUGUUGGGCAAUUGGAUCCAUAUCCGGUGCAAUGAAUGAGGACACGGAAAAAAGAUUUUUGGUAACGGUUAUCAAAGAACUUUUGGGUCUUUGUGAACAAAAACGUGGCAAAGACAAUAAAGCUGUGGUUGCUUCCAACAUAAUGUAUAUCGUUGGUCAAUAUCCUCGUUUUCUUAAAGCACACUGGAAGUUCUUGAAGACUGUUGUCAAUAAACUUUUUGAGUUCAUGCACGAAACGCAUGAAGGUGUACAAGAUAUGGCUUGUGAUACUUUUAUAAAAAUUGCCCAGAAAUGUCGUCGUCAGUUCGUUACGCAACAACAAGGCGAAAGCUGCCCUUUCAUAGAAGAGAUUCUUAAUACUAUUGAAAACAUAACAAAAGAUUUGUCUCCUCAACAAUGGGAUCGUAUAUUGGCCCAAGUAAGUCAAAAUUUGGAUGCCCUUAAUGUUACGGAGAACACCAAGAUUCUGGGUCAUGUGCUGAGAACAAACGUUGCCGCUUGUACCGCUGUUGGUAGCGGCUUUUCCGUUCAAAUCGCCCGUAUUUAUGUACCUUUACUGGAAUUGUACAAAGCUGUCAGCCAGAUAAUAUCGGAUACUGUCGACAGAGAAGGCCAAAUUGCUACGAAAACUCCUCGUGUGCGUAAUUUACGAGUAAUUAAGAAAGAGACACUUAAAUUAAUGGAGGUUUAUAUAACUAAAGCGGAAGAAACAAGCACAAUCAUAACGCACUUGAUGCCACCAUUGCUGUCUGCAGUUCUGAUUGAUUAUAAUACCAAUGUUGAACAAGCUAGGGAUGCCGAAGUGUUAAGUUCAAUGGCCACUAUAAUUACAAAGCUCGGGGCUGGAAUUACAAGUGAAGUCCCAGCCAUUCUUAAUGCUGUAUUCGAAUGCACGCUAAAUAUGAUUAAUAAAGAUUUUGCAGAGUAUCCUGAACAUCGUGUUGGAUUCUUUAAACUUCUUCGAGCCAUCAAUCAGCAUUGUUUUCCUGUACAAGCUCCGCUGUUUAAUCCAACCGAAGUAACAGAUCCAUCUAUGACUAAUCAAAGAUUUUUGAGGGAAUAUGUUAUGAAUUUAUUGCAAAAUGCAUUCCCUCACUUACAAACAGCCCAAGUUCAGCAUUUUAUUAUAGGCCUUUUCGAACUGAACAAGGAUUUUGCUAAAUUUAAAUUGCACAUGCGUGACUUUCUAAUUCAACUUAAAGAAUUUGCUAGAGAUAAUGCCGACUUGUAUCUAGAAGAACGGGAGGCUGAAGCAGAGCUUCAAAAGAAGACGGCAAUGGAAAAUGCAUUGAAGAUUCCAGGGCUUGUGAAGCCUGCUGAUUUACCAAUGGAUGAAGAAGAAUAA
Messenger RNA from Racocetra fulgida, 1833 nucleotides. NCBI's taxonomy places the organism in Eukaryota, Fungi, Glomeromycota, Glomeromycetes, Diversisporales, Gigasporaceae. The record is from the annotation of a GenBank genome assembly.